Molecule: messenger RNA, 469 nt
Organism: Pteronotus mesoamericanus
Lineage: Eukaryota; Metazoa; Chordata; Mammalia; Chiroptera; Mormoopidae
Product: galectin-1-like
Exons: 4
Coding region: 50-460 (136 amino acids)
Molecular function (GO): laminin binding; carbohydrate binding
Source: RefSeq, a predicted model, not a curated record
UAAGACAGCUGGUUGCUCAGCCCACAGGACCCUUCUCCUGUCCUAAGUCAUGGCUCAGGCGGGUGUGGCCUUCAACAACAUUAAACUCCAUCCAGGGCAGAGCGUUCGAGUGCAGUUGGAGGUGGACCGCAACCCUGAACAGUGGGCGGUGAACUUGGGCAAAGAUAUUGACAACCUGUGCCUGCACUUCAAUCCUCGCUUCAAGGAACUGGCGGGCGUCGACGCCAUUGUGUGCAACAGCCGGAGAGCAGGCGCCUGGGAGCAGGAGCAGUGGGAGCCUGUCUUCCCGUUCGAGCCCGGAAGCGUGGUAGAGGUGUGCAUCACCUUCGACAAGGCAGAGCUGACCAUCAAGCUGCCAGAUGGACACACAUUCAAGUUUCCGAACCGUCUCAACAUGGAGACCGUCGAUUACGUGGGAGCAGGAGGUGACAUCGAGAUCAAGUCUGUGUCCUUUGAAUGAAGCCAGUCA